AUGAAUAGAAAAUUGUAGCCUUAUUAGAAAUAAUUUCAGAGAAAAUACAUCUAUUUAGUCAGUUCUCAAUUGGAAAUUUAAAAAAAAACUUUAUUAAAGGAUGACAGUAAUGAAUUUAAAAUAUACUUUCAAUAGUAUGUAUCAGAAUUGUUGAAACAAUUUUUUAAUUAAACUUACUUCUCCAAUUUAAUUUCAUUAUUAAUAGAAAGCAUUUUAUCAAUAUCUGAACUUAAAAUGUAUAUAAAGAAUUUUUAAAAGUUCAAAAAUAACAAUUUAAUUUAACCUUUUUAUGUGAAGAUUUUGGUUAUCCUAUUUAGUAUGGCACUCAAUUGA
This is a messenger RNA of Paramecium pentaurelia, 333 nucleotides long. NCBI's taxonomy places the organism in Eukaryota, Ciliophora, Oligohymenophorea, Peniculida, Parameciidae. The record is from the annotation of a GenBank genome assembly.